Ctenocephalides felis (cat flea) is the source of this 3366-nucleotide messenger RNA. RefSeq lists its product as uncharacterized. The transcript has a single exon. Bases 1 to 3366 code for a protein of 1121 amino acids. The record is from RefSeq and is a predicted model, not a curated record. NCBI's taxonomy places the organism in Eukaryota, Metazoa, Arthropoda, Insecta, Siphonaptera, Pulicidae.
AUGGACGCCGCGGAAGCCAGAGAACGCUCGCCUGCUGGACAAGGAAGCAUGGAGGAGACCGAGACGCCCUACACUGUGCUGGAUGUACCGCUUGCGCCGCCGUUCAAUUGCGUGCCCUGCCUACCUGUACCACGGGAGUACAAGACGCACAAUGACCUGCUCAAGCAUCUAAGGAAGGAGCACAAUCGAGACAUGAUGAUGAAGUUCAGAUGCAGCCACUGUGGAGAGGUCCACUCUACACUGAAGCGAGCAACAGCACACAUUAAAAGGUCAAUGGAAUGCAGCGACAACAGGCCGCCAAGCAGAACGACAGAUGCCGCUCCAACACGCGUACGGCGGAUUCGAAUGCAGAGAACGCGAGAGUCGCCAGCAGCAGCGGAGGCCGUAGCAGCAACGGAGGCUGUAGCAGCAACAGAGGCAGUAGCGGCAACGGAGGCAGUAGCAGCAACGGAGGCAGUAGCAGCAACAGAGGCUGUAGCAGCAGCAGACAUAGCAGCAUCAGAAGCAGUAGAAGCAGCGGAGGCGGCAACAGCGGCAGUAGCAGUGACAGUAGCGGAGACUGUGCUACAAGAGGAAUCGCCGACGCUGAGCAAACUACAAGAGGAGUUUGUUCUCAGACUGCAAGUAGUAACCUGCAGCGAGGAUCUGGAGCGGGAGGUAUCGGCGCUCGUAAGCAGACUGCAACCGGAAGACCAGGAGACCGCCGGAACGGGCUCCGAGAAGAGGAACAACUUCAACCACAGGCCGAGAGCAACAAAUGCCGAGCAGGACGUUACGAGGGCGACACGCAUCCAGAAGCUGUACCGGAGCGACAAAAAGAGAGCCUAUAGAGAGAUCACAGAGGAAAAUGGAGGCAGAGGCUGUAGGGUUCCAACGCAGACUAUACAGGACCACUUCAUGGAACUAUACAAGGAGAAGAACCAUGCUGUUACCGGAAGCCCAGCUGAGAUACCAACACCUGCGUCGGUCGCAAUGAACGAUCCCCUUAGCGCCGAGUUCACGCCGGAGGAAGUAUGGCAGCGGCUACAACGGAGCAAGAACAGCGCACCGGGACCAGACGGACUUCGUUACGGCGUUUGGAAGCGGUACGAUCAGGGAGGUCAUAUCUGCGCUGCUGUUUUCAACGCAGUUCGGAAGCUACAGCACGUACCGAGGAGCUGGGACGAGUCUAGCACCAUCCUCAUCCCGAAAAAAGGAGACCCCAGGGACAUAAACAACUGGAGGCCGAUCGCGCUAUCGAACACACUAGGGAAACUCUACGCAUCGGUGAUCGCGAGCAGACUGUCCAAAUGGUGCAUAGAGAACGACCGCAUCUCGCCGUCGCAAAAGGGCUUUAUGCAGUAUGACGGAUGUGCAGAGCACAACUUCACGCUGCAGUCAAUCAUCCAAGACGCAAGGAGGAAGCAAAAACAAGCCGCCAUAGCAUGGUUAGACCUGAAAAACGCGUUCGGCGCCGUCCCGCAUGCAGCGAUGUUUAACGCCCUGGAAUGGACAGGUCUCCACGCCGACUCCAUCGCCGUAAUCCGCAGACUGUACAGGGGAUCGUACACUAGAGUUCGCGGCGAGCACGGAGCAACCGACGAGAUCCCCGUUCGAGCUGGUGUAAAACAGGGGUGCCCCCUCUCCCCGAUCGUAUUCAACAUCACGCUGGAACCGCUGCUGCACGCGCUAGCCAGGAAGGCCGACUACUACGAACUGGAGGGCCAGAAGUUCAACGUCCUGGCGUAUGCUGACGACCUGGCCAUCAUCGGAGCCGACAGAGAGGGACUACAACGACUGCUGAAUACGACGGAGACAAUAGCCGCCUGGUCUGGGCUACAAUUCAACGCCAGGAAGUGCGCGACACUGCACGUGGACGGACGACGACGCAGCGCGAUCGGAACGACCUUCAAGCUGGGAGCAGAGAACCUGAGAGCACUUUCGCAGGAGGAGUGGUACGAGCACUUAGGCGUUCCCACCGGAUUCUCUACGUUUUCGUCAGGGGAAGACGUAUUAGAGCAGAUGCAGCAGCACCUAUCCAGAGUAGACGAGUCGCUGCUGGCGCCAUGGCAGAAGAUCGACGCAGUCAAUACCUUCAUCAUGCGGCAGGUGGAAUUUCAUCUAAAGAAUGGAAACGUGGCCAAGAAAAUCCUGCACAGAUUCGACAAACAGGUGAAGAGAAGCGUCAAGAAAUGGGCGCACCUGCCGCAGAGAGCCAGCGCCGAGGUCCUAUAUCUGAGUUACAAAGAGGGCGGAUUCAACAUCCUACCAGCAGCGGUGUUGGCAGAUAUUGGACAGGUUGUACACGCCCACCGACUGCUGACAUCAAAGGACAGGGCCACGUCAGAACUCAGCAGAGCCACGCUAGCAGACGUCGUCAGGAAACGUGUGGGACACGAACCCAACACGGAGGAGAUCGUCGGAUUCAUAAAUUUCGGAAGAAGUGGCGAUCUCGACAAACCAGCGAACGACAUUACGACGACGUGGUCGAGGCUCAGGACGGCAGUGCGAAGGCUGAAACCAAAGAUCAACCUGCAGCUGGGAUUGGACGAGCUAACCGUCGACAACGCGCCAGUGAGCAGGGAGAACGCAGAAUCGAGCCUACGAGCAGCUGCACGACGGUUCUACAAGGAAAGAUUACUCAGAAAACCGGACCAAGGAAAAGUGUUCGAGGUAACGACACAAAACUCUGCAUCAAACCACUUCCUUAGGCAAGGCGGCUUCACCAGAUUCGCAGAGUGGAAAUUUAUUCAUCGAGCGCGGCUCAACGUUUUACCACUGAACGGGAGUCGUCCAUUUGGCAGCGGCGACAAGCGAUGCAGAAGAUGUGGACAGCACGACGAGACCCUACCUCACGUCAUCAAUCACUGCAAGCCGCACCUGAGCGCCAUUACGAGGAGACACGAUAGCAUCGUGCAGAGACUGAUUACGGCGGCAAAGAAACCAGCGGACGGAGCCCUAUACGCUAACCAGCCGAUACCAGAAUACGACGGUCAAGAGCGACCGGACAUCGUUAUCAUAGACAACAAGGAGAAAACAGCUGCGAUAAUCGAUAUAGCAGUGCCCUUCGAGAACCGGACCGAGGCCUUCCAGACAACUAGACAGCUUAAGAAGGACAAGUACGCCGCACUUGCUGAGCACUUUCGAGCCAAGGGAUUCAGGACUACAGUAGACGCUUUCAUCGUCGGAUCUCUCGGUGGAUAUUGCAGCCGCAAUUGGACCGCGUUAGCAGCACUCAAGGUCAAUAAAAAGUAUGCAGUGCUGAUGAAGCGGUUGAUGGUCUCCGACACGAUCCGCUGGUCCCGAGAUAUCUACGUGGAGCACAUCACCGGACACAGGCAGUACCAGGACGCAGGACCCACACCAGCAGCUACAGCACUGGAAUGA